This is a messenger RNA of Cavia porcellus (domestic guinea pig), 2246 nucleotides long. RefSeq names its product pyruvate dehydrogenase kinase 2 (gene Pdk2). Gene Ontology annotation, molecular function: pyruvate dehydrogenase (acetyl-transferring) kinase activity. The record is from RefSeq and is a predicted model, not a curated record. Gene Ontology annotation, cellular component: mitochondrion. The coding region runs from base 118 to 1341 and encodes 407 amino acids. The transcript is spliced from 11 exons. Gene Ontology annotation, biological process: regulation of glucose metabolic process; protein phosphorylation. NCBI's taxonomy places the organism in Eukaryota, Metazoa, Chordata, Mammalia, Rodentia, Caviidae.
CGCCAGGGCCGGGCCGGGAGGAGGCGGUGGGACCGUGUCGCUGGGCCCGGAGAGGGCCGAGCGGGGCUUGAGCUCUACCGGCACGGGGACUGCAGCUGAGUGGCGGACGCCGACGCCAUGCGCUGGGUCCGGGCGCUGCUGAAGAAUGCGUCCCUGGCAGGGGCGCCUAAGUACAUCGAGCACUUCAGCAAGUUCUCCCCGUCCCCCUUGUCCAUGAAGCAGUUUCUGGACUUCGGGUCCAGCAAUGCCUGCGAGAAGACCUCCUUCACCUUCCUCCGGCAAGAGCUGCCCGUGCGCCUGGCCAAUAUCAUGAAAGAGAUCAACCUGCUUCCCGACCGGGUGCUCAGCACGCCCUCAGUGCAGCUGGUGCAGAGCUGGUAUGUGCAGAGCCUGCUGGACAUCAUGGAGUUCCUGGACAAGGACCCCGAGGACCAACGCACCCUGAAUCAGUUCACGGACGCCAUGGUGACCAUCCGGAACCGCCACAACGAUGUGGUGCCCACCAUGGCCCAGGGCGUGCUGGAGUACAAGGACACCUACGGCGACGACCCUGUCUCCAACCAGAACAUCCAGUACUUCCUGGACCGCUUCUACCUCAGCCGCAUCUCCAUCCGCAUGCUCAUCAAUCAGCAUACCCUCAUCUUUGACGGCAGCACCAACCCGGCCCACCCCAAACACAUCGGCAGCAUUGACCCCAACUGCAAUGUGUCCGAGGUCGUGAAAGAUGCCUACGAUAUGGCCAAACUCCUGUGCGACAAGUACUACAUGGCCUCACCUGACCUGGAGAUCCAGGAAGUUAAUGCCACCAACGCCACCCAGCCUAUCCACAUGGUCUACGUCCCCUCCCACCUCUACCACAUGCUCUUCGAACUGUUCAAGAAUGCCAUGCGGGCCACCGUGGAGAGCCACGAGUCCAGCCUCGUUCUACCCCCCAUCAAGGUCAUGGUGGCCUUGGGCGAGGAAGAUCUGUCCAUCAAAAUGAGUGACCGAGGUGGGGGUGUCCCUUUGAGGAAGAUCGAGCGUCUCUUCAGCUACAUGUACUCCACAGCCCCCACCCCACAGCCCGGCACUGGGGGCACCCCACUGGCUGGCUUUGGUUAUGGGCUGCCCAUCUCCCGACUCUAUGCCAAGUACUUCCAGGGCGACCUGCAGCUCUUCUCCAUGGAGGGCUUCGGGACCGACGCUGUCAUCUAUCUCAAGGCCCUGUCCACCGACUCGGUUGAGCGCCUGCCGGUCUACAACAAGUCCGCCUGGCGCCACUACCAGACCAUCCAAGAGGCUGGUGACUGGUGUGUGCCCAGCACAGAGCCCAAGAACACUUCCACAUACCGGGUCAGCUAGAGGCCACCUGCACCCGCACGCAAGAGGAUGAACUGCUGUCUCUGGGUCUGGCCACCACGGGGGACCCUCGCCGCCCCUUCUUCCGGAGGUGGAGGUGGGGGUAUCCUCUUGAUGACCAGGUUCUGUCUCUGUGGAAGUCGCUGCGGUGACCGGUUGGUGGUAGUUCCUAAGUGCCAAUCUGUCUCCAUGGAGAUGCCUAGGUGGUCCCCUGGGGUCCAGUCUAUAUGAGUGAUGCCUGGGGCUGGGGUUCACAGCUCUACCCUGGUAAUAUGUCCCCAAUGCCCUGUCCCAUGGUGGUCACUCUCCUGCCAGGGGCCCUGGGUCCCCCUCACUGCCCACCACAGCCCUGGUCUUCCAAACAGCUGCCCUGCUUGCCUUACUGUCCACCAUCAGGACACACUGCCCCGGCCACUGUCAGCAUCAGGCAGGGUCCAGGUGGCCCCAGACCUGGGAGUGGAUGGGAAAGGGGGUGCACUCUUGGUCCCAGGUCACAGAUCUGGCCUUAAGAGUUUCUCCCUCUUCUCUGGGCAUUAAGAUCAAAGUUGGCAGGCGGGGUGGGCACAGCUCAUCCUAAAGGGGAGGAACCCAAGAAGCCUCAGUGGUCACCUGCCCAGCCAAGGAGCCUCAGAUGACCUUGGCCGUGGUGGAAGUGCCUCCCGUGCCCUUGCCCAGCAUGUUGCACAUGCACAGCCCUACCUACCUGCCACAGCACACCCACCCUGUCCUGCCUGUGCCCAGCCCCCUGCCCGGCAGCUCCUCCCUGGGAUGUUUUCUGUACAUAACUAGUUUUUUAACUCUGGAUACUGCCCCACCCCUCUCCCCCUAGCACACAGGAGGUUAAAGCUGUGUGCCCCUCCUAGUGGCUAUGACAGUGACAUCUACAGUAAAGAGGAGAUUGAAUGAGA